GCCGACGCGCCAGUUCAGCAACCCCGCACCCUGCCAUGGCGCCCACGCGCUCGGGCACCGGAAAACCCGCGAAACCACGAGGCCGACCUCCGAUUGCAAGCAAUGCCAAGGUGACGAAACAUCGAGAUCGGCCGCCGGGCAGUCACAACUCCCUACCUAUGACCAAGCGAGGACCCAAACCCAACGCUGCAAAGGUAGCUUCCAAUCAGAAGCGCAAGACGGUUACCCAAGAGGUAGCACCCCAGUCAGGCACAAAGAGGAAGACGGCUGCAGGCGAGGAGCAGGAGGGCAAGCGUUCAGCUGGAGGGAAGAAACGGGAACGGCCAGAACAAGUGAGCAAUACAGGAGCCGAGGAGGAGGAGGAGGAAGCGGAUGAACUUUCAUUCACUCAGGCGGAGGCCGUCCCAACGACGGUGCGAGGUCACAAACAGGCACGAAAGGAGCAGGCAAGCUCGUUAAAGAAACGUGCUCGACCCUCGCGGAACCGCAAAGACGAAUCGCUCGUCCGUGACGCAGAUGAAGCAUCUGCGCAACAGAACAAAGCGCAAGACUACGCGCAGCUAGCACCGCGCACAAGGAGGAUUGCGCGCGAAGUGAUAGAGACCUGGCCGCGUGUCUCACCACAAAUAUUGGAUCAGAUUCUCGAGACAUUGCGGGACGCAAAGAAGGACAUUGUCAAUACACAGCGGGACGAGCAGAGAGCCGUUGCUGCAGAUGAAACAUUGAAUUCUAUUAUACGAAUGCUUGCGCGCCAGUUGUCGGGUUCACGGAUUCCUCCCCAAGCCAAAGACAUCCACUUCAACAUCGACAAACUCACUGAGCGAUACGCACAUCUCUUCCGAGAGUUGGCCACAGCGCGCCAUUCACAACAGCUGCUUACCGAGCAGGUGAAGGUAGCUCAGCACUUGCUCAAGAAGGAUGAAGAAAGCCUGGAGCAGCUGAGGAAGAACGCACGAGAUUGGAAGACGACGUGGAAGCAACAGGAAAAGCAUGGUCGGAUGCAUCCGCUGUUGAAGGACUUGGAAAAUGAGAUCAUAGAUGAUGGGCCUGACGAUAUUGGUUGGAAGCAGUGCAAGGCAAUGGAUGUUUCGAUGCUCAAUACCCCUGAUUCCGACCUCGCACCGCAGCUGGAGCAACUCCAGAGGAGCCUAGAGUCAAUGCAGGGUAAUCACGAGCAAGUGGCCGGCAUCGACGUUGGCAUGAGGAAUGCGCAGGUGGCGCUGGACGAUGUGCUUUUCAAACACGCCAGCGCAGAGCAGUAUGCAGCGCUAUGAAGUAUUGACAUGCAGGAUCGGUUCAGCGUUCAGGGGAGUGUUUUCCUGUCCUAGAGGGUCUGCAUGGCUUGGCUACGGGAUUUGAUGCAUGGAGUAACGUGGGACGCGGUACUGGGACUGUCUUCUACGUUGUUGUCAAGCUUCUGGGGACACGAAGGCGCUUUUUCGAUAUUCUAGGCCAGGGCCCAGCAGUGGAAUCCCAGAUACGGGGAUACGCACGACGAUGACAGCAUGACUGGGAGUUCCGGCGGACAGAGCGAUGCGCAGAUGGGGGACAGAGUCGUGGGCGAGUGUCAUGGCAGUCUGCCGAAUAUAGAAUUCAGCGAUCCAGCAACAUGGUUCUCGGAGCCAUGCAUGC
Messenger RNA from Paraphaeosphaeria sporulosa, 1632 nucleotides. RefSeq lists its product as uncharacterized. The transcript has 3 exons. The record is from RefSeq and is a predicted model, not a curated record. Lineage: Eukaryota; Fungi; Ascomycota; Dothideomycetes; Pleosporales; Didymosphaeriaceae. Bases 36 to 1274 code for a protein of 412 amino acids.